CAGCUUCGGGGGGGGGCUUCAUGAUUUGGAGGUUUGCCUUCUACUUGAUUAUUAUUAUUUGUUCUUUUGAAAACUCAUCCGAGGAAGACGCACCCCUGCUGAGCUUUUACCUGAAUGCUUAUUGCAUGGAUUGAACACAACCAGCUGGAUGUGAAAGAGGGGACUAUCCCACCGACUCGAAUCCAAGCGGUCAUCGUGUCUCCUUUCCGAGUGUGAGCCCAGCACCGUCGCACGAACUUGAGCCAUGCCCUGCGUCCAGGCUCAGUAUGGAUCAUCGCCGCAAGGAGCCAGCCCCGCUUCCCAGAGCUUCAGCUACCACGCCGCCGCGGCAGGAGAAUACAGCUGCGACUUCCUCACUCCCGAGUUCGUGAAGUUUAGCAUGGACUUGACCAACACCGAGAUCACGGCCACCACCUCCCUGCCCAGCUUCAGCACCUUCAUGGACAACUACAACGCGGCGGCCGGCUACGACGUCAAGCCGCCCUGCCUCUACCAGAUGCCGCACGCCGGCGGCGAGCAGUCGUCCGUCAAGGUGGAGGACGUGCAGAUGCACGGCUACCACCACCACCCGCACCACCCGCACCACCCGCACCACCACCAGCAGCAGGGCCACCUCCCGCCGCCGCAGUCCGACGACCUGAUGAGCCACGCCGGGCCCGUGUACUUCAAGACGCCGUCGUCGCCGCACGCCCCCAACACGCCCAACUUCCAGGUGCAGCCCGGCGCCGUGUGGGAGGAGCCCGGCGGCCCCUCGCUGCACACCUUCCACCACAACUACAUGAUGGAGCAGCGCAAGAAUCCCGUCUCGCGGCUGUCGCUCUUCUCCUUCAAACAGUCGCCGCCCGGCACGCCCGUGUCCAGCUGCCAGAUGAGGUUCGACGGCCCGCUGCACGUCUCCAUGGGCCACGACGGCCCCGCUUCGGCGGCGGCGGCGGCCGCUGCAGCUGCGGCCGCGGCGGCGGCGGCGGCGGCGGCGCACCACCGCGGCCUGGACGCGCAGAGCUUCUCGGUGCCCGGCGUCCACCGCAAGCAGCCGAGCGGCCUGGCCUUCCCGCACUCGCUGCAGCUGGGCCACGGACACCAGCUGCUGGACAGCCAGGUGCCGUCGCCGCCCUCCCGCGGAUCGCCGUCCAACGAGGGGCUGUGCGCGGUGUGCGGGGACAACGCGGCCUGCCAGCACUACGGGGUUCGAACCUGCGAGGGAUGCAAGGGCUUCUUCAAGCGCACCGUCCAGAAAAAUGCCAAAUAUGUGUGCUUAGCCAACAAGAACUGUCCUGUUGACAAACGCCGAAGAAACCGGUGCCAGUUCUGCCGGUUCCAGAAGUGCCUUGUGGUUGGAAUGGUGAGAGAAGUCGUGAGGACCGAUAAUCUGAAAGGUCGACGAGGACGUCUGCCGUCCAAACCCAAAAGCCCCCAGGAGCCCUCCCCCCCGUCGCCGCCGGUGAGCCUCAUCAGCGCGCUGGUCAGGGCCCACGUGGACUCCAACCCUUCCAUGUCUGCACUGGACUACUCCAGAUUCCAGGCGAGCCCAGACUACCAAAUGGCCGGAGACAACACGCAGCACAUCCAGCAGUUCUACGACCUGCUCACCGGCUCCAUGGAGAUCAUCCGCGGCUGGGCCGAGAAGAUCCCGGGCUUCUGCGAGCUGCCCAAGCCGGACCAGGACCUCCUGUUCGAGUCUGCCUUCCUGGAGCUCUUCGUCCUGCGGCUGGCGUACAGGUCCAACCCGGUGGAAGGCAAGUUGAUCUUUUGCAACGGCGUGGUGCUGCACAGGCUGCAGUGCGUGCGCGGCUUCGGCGAGUGGGUGGACGCCAUCGUGGAGUUCUCCUCCAACCUGCAAGGCAUGAACAUCGACAUCUCGGCGUUCUCCUGCAUCGCCGCGCUCGCCAUGGUCACAGAGAGACACGGGCUGAGGGAGCCCAAGCGGGUGGAGGAGCUGCAGAAUAAGAUCGUCAACUGCCUGAAGGACCAAGUGACGUUCACCGGCGGCGGCCUGAACCGACCCAACUACCUGUCCAAGUUGUUGGGCAAGCUGCCCGAGUUGCGCACGCUGUGCACGCAGGGGCUGCAGCGCAUCUUUUACCUCAAACUCGAAGACCUCGUGCCUCCGCCGGCCAUCAUCGACCAACUCUUCCUCGACACGCUGCCUUUCUAAAACCAGGCCGAAUCCCGAAAAAAAACAACAACUGUUCCAACCCUUUUUUUUUUUUUUUUUUUAUAAAUUCUUUUGGGACAUCUGUUGAUGGCUUCCCCUCUGAGGACCCUCCCAAAAUUGAACACAAAAUACGUUUUUGUCUUUAAAUGAAACACUUACAUUUGUUUUGACAGCGCAUGACAGACUGAUCAAAUGCAAAUAUUGCCCCACCGCUAUUAUUUAAUUCCAACGACUUCACACAAAAAAAGAUGAUUCAUCCUUCCAUCAUGUCUUUAGCGCCACCAGAUGUAAUAUAUAUUCCAUUUAUAUAUAUAUAUAUAUAAUAUAUAUAAUGUAUAUGCGGACACACGCGUGGACACUGUAUAUUAUUCAAAUAGAUGACACAUCAGUUUAUAAUAUGUACAAAGUUUGUUAUAACGAAAGUUUUUUUUUUUUUUUUUUUUUUUUUUUUAAACCAUGCCUCCCCCAUUUAAAAAAACAAAACAAAACGACGCAUGUAUUAUGAUUAUUUAUUUUGUUGCUCUUUUAUAGGCACAUGCAGAAGCGAUGUCUAUAUAUACCGGACACUAUGUAGUCUGCUAGAUUUGAUACCAAUAUA
This is a messenger RNA of Phycodurus eques (leafy seadragon), 2753 nucleotides long. RefSeq names its product nuclear receptor subfamily 4, group A, member 2a (gene nr4a2a). Lineage: Eukaryota; Metazoa; Chordata; Actinopteri; Syngnathiformes; Syngnathidae. Gene Ontology annotation, biological process: cellular response to corticotropin-releasing hormone stimulus; dopaminergic neuron differentiation; central nervous system neuron differentiation. Bases 245 to 2155 code for a protein of 636 amino acids. The record is from RefSeq and is a predicted model, not a curated record. Gene Ontology annotation, molecular function: nuclear receptor activity; zinc ion binding; RNA polymerase II cis-regulatory region sequence-specific DNA binding. Gene Ontology annotation, cellular component: transcription regulator complex; nucleus. The transcript is spliced from 8 exons.